AUGGGUAAAUCUCAAUCGAAGCUCUCAGCGGAGCAAAUCACCGAACUUCAGAAAUCCACCCACUUUGAUAAGAAGGAAUUGCAACAAUGGUAUAAAGGUUUCCUGAAGGACUGCCCAUCGGGCAUGCUCACCAAGGAGGAAUUUCAAAAGAUUUACCGGCAGUUCUUCCCAUUUGGAGAUCCAUCGUCUUUUGCAGACUAUGUAUUCAACGUUUUCGAUAGCGACAAAUCAGGUUCGAUCGACUUUAAAGAGUUUAUCUGCGCCUUAAGUGUCACCAGUCGAGGAAAGAUGGAGGAUAAACUAGAUUGGGCGUUCCAGCUAUAUGAUAUUGACGGAGAUGGAAAGAUCAGCUAUGAAGAGAUGUUAGCGAUUGUAGAGGCAAUUUACAAGAUGGUUGGCUCUAUGGUCAAGCUUCCACCUGACGAGGACACCCCUGAGAAGCGAGUCAAGAAGAUCUUCCGCAUGAUGGACAAAGAUGAGAAUGGCAGUCUGGAUAUGCAGGAAUUCAAAGAAGGGAGCAAACGUGAUGAGACAAUUGUAUCCGCCCUUUCGCUCUACGACGGUCUUGUUUAG
Sclerotinia sclerotiorum 1980 UF-70 is the source of this 573-nucleotide messenger RNA. RefSeq lists its product as hypothetical. The transcript has 4 exons. NCBI's taxonomy places the organism in Eukaryota, Fungi, Ascomycota, Leotiomycetes, Helotiales, Sclerotiniaceae. Gene Ontology annotation, cellular component: intracellular membrane-bounded organelle; membrane; cytosol. The coding region runs from base 1 to 573 and encodes 190 amino acids. The record is from RefSeq and is a predicted model, not a curated record. Gene Ontology annotation, molecular function: calcium ion binding.